AUGGCACCGCCCACAGAAUCUGAUAUCCUCACAAACUACCUCCUCCAGCCGGCUCCCCUGCCUUCCAUAACCACCUUUAACCAAUUCGCGCUGCUAUUUCCUCGGGCACUGCACAAUUCGCCUCAGCUGCGGUCUCUAUACCGUGAUCUGCAGGCCCAGCGCAAUGUGGUGGUUGAUGCUGUUGCCGCGAGCAUACAGGAUGAGGUGAAGCGCGGAGCGGCUAUGAGAAAGGAGGUUUUGCGGCAGAAGAGGGAGGCAGAGAGAGAUGAUAUGGACGGAGAGGUGGAGAUGGAGAGAGCGCUGUUUGGCCACAAUUCUGGAGUAAAAAGGGCCGCACACAGCUUAAACUCUGUAAUACCAGAACUCGAAGGCGCGGUUGGAACGCUCGACGCAGAAAUCAAGAGGCUCGAAGAAGAAGAGGCUGCUCUCCAGGAAUCCAUUCAGCAGACCAUUGGCGGCUUAAGCGAUCUCCGUUACGGCAAACUGUCCAACGGCAAUCUUCGCGAUGACAUUAUUGACGGCUUGAAAUCACUCCAAGAAACAUGCGAGAGCAAGUCAUGA
Molecule: messenger RNA, 561 nt
Organism: Trichoderma asperellum CBS 433.97
Lineage: Eukaryota; Fungi; Ascomycota; Sordariomycetes; Hypocreales; Hypocreaceae
Biological process (GO): chromosome segregation
Cellular component (GO): Mis6-Sim4 complex; kinetochore
Source: RefSeq, a predicted model, not a curated record